AUGAUCCCCGCCGAGCCGCCGCCGCAGCCGCUGCAGCCGCCGCCGCCGGCCCCGCCGAACCAUGUGGUGAGCACCAUCGAGAACCUGCCGGCCGAGGGCGGCGGCGGCGGCGGCGGCAGCCUGUCCGCCUCCUCCCGCGCCGGCGUCCGCCAGAGGAUCCGCAAAGUGCUGAACAGGGAGAUGUUAAUCUCUGUGGCUCUGGGCCAGGUGUUAUCUCUUCUUAUUUGUGGAAUUGGCUUGACCAGCAAGUACCUGUCAGAAGAUUUCCAUGCCAAUACACCAGUCUUUCAGAGUUUCCUCAAUUACAUCCUUCUCUUCUUGGUCUAUACCACCACACUAGCUGUCAGACAAGGAGAAGAAAACCUCCUGGCAAUUUUACGACGAAGAUGGUGGAAGUAUAUGAUCCUGGGACUCAUUGACCUGGAAGCAAAUUACCUGGUGGUCAAGGCCUACCAGUAUACGACUCUGACCAGUAUCCAGCUCUUGGACUGCUUUGUGAUCCCGGUGGUGAUUUUGCUGUCCUGGUUCUUCCUGCUGAUCCGGUACAAGGCUGUGCAUUUCCUCGGCAUCGUGGUCUGCAUCCUGGGCAUGGGCUGCAUGGCAGGAGCGGAUGUGCUUGUGGGAAGGCAUCAGGGAGCAGGGGAAAAUAAGCUGGUAGGGGACCUUCUGGUCUUAGGAGGAGCCACAUUAUACGGUAUCUCUAACGUCUGGGAAGAAUACAUCAUCCGAACCCUGAGUCGAGUGGAAUUUCUGGGAAUGAUUGGACUCUUCGGGGCUUUCUUCAGCGGAAUUCAAUUAGCGAUCAUGGAGCACAAGGAGCUGCUAAAGGUGCCCUGGGAUUGGCAGAUCGGACUGCUCUACGUUGGCUUUAGUGCCUGCAUGUUCGGUCUCUACAGCUUCAUGCCAGUCGUCAUAAAGAAAACCAGCGCCACUUCGGUCAACCUCUCCUUGCUCACAGCAGAUUUGUACAGCCUGUUCUGCGGAUUGUUUCUCUUCCACUACAAGUUUUCAGGCCUUUAUCUCCUGUCUUUCUUCACCAUCCUCAUCGGGCUGGUGCUCUACUCGUCCACCUCCACGUACGUAGCCCAGGACCCCCGUGUGUACAAGCAGUUCCGCAAUCCUUCAGGACCUGUUGUGGACUUACCGGCCACGGCUCAAGUGGAGCCCUCGGUCACCUACACCAGCCUGGGCCAGGAGACCGAAGAGGAGCCCCACGUGCGCGUGGCCUAGGGGGUGGCCCUCCCAGCCCAUUGAAGUCCACGCCGUGGCCACGUGCUUGCCCUCCAUCUCUGUAUUGUACAUAGAGAAAGGUAUUUAUUAGGUGCGG
Molecule: messenger RNA, 1327 nt
Organism: Canis lupus familiaris (dog)
Lineage: Eukaryota; Metazoa; Chordata; Mammalia; Carnivora; Canidae
Gene: SLC35F1
Product: solute carrier family 35 member F1
Exons: 8
Coding region: 1-1230 (409 amino acids)
Biological process (GO): transmembrane transport
Cellular component (GO): membrane
Molecular function (GO): transmembrane transporter activity
Source: RefSeq, a predicted model, not a curated record